UUGGCUCUGGCAUGGGUGGCGGUGGUUCGGGCAGAGAGUUUUGCAAGCUGGACACGUGGUAGCGAAAGGAGAGAAACUAGGGAGUUUCAAGUUCCCUAAAGUUGAGAGGUUUGCACGACUUAGAGGAAUCCCUUUAAGAUGAAGCUAAAUCUUACCAAGGUGGUUAAUGGCUGUCGCCUUGGAAAAAUAAAAAACCUUGGCAAAACAGGGGACCGCACCAUGGACAUCCCAGGCUGCCUUCUAUACACCAAGGCUGGCUCCGCUCCUCACCUGACCCACCACACGCUGCAUAAAAUCCACAGGGUUCCUGCCAUGGCUCAGCUUACACUAUCUUCACUGGCAGAACAUCAUGAAGUCUUGGCAGAAUAUAAGGAAGGAGUUGGAAAGUUCAUAGGCAUGCCGGAAUUGCUCUUGUACUGUUCCCUGCAUGAUCCAGUCAGCCCGUGCCCAGCUGGUUAUGUAACAAAUAAGUCAGUGUCUGUGUGGGGUGUUGGAGGACGAGUAGAAAUGACUGCCUCCAAGUUCAUGGCCAUUCAGCAGGCCCUUCAGCCAGACUGGUUCCAGUGCCUUUCGGAUGGAGAGGCAACUUGCGAUGAAGCAACUUCCGUAAAAAGAGCCAGAAAGUCUGUUGACCGAUCGCUUCUCUUCCUGGAUAAUUGUCUGAAGCUACAGGAAGAGUCAGAGGCCCUCCAGAAAAGUUCGAUCAUUGGAGUGAUCGAAGGUGGAGACGUGAUGGAGGAGAGGCUGAGGUCGGCUCGAGAAACAGCCAAGCGGCCUGUUGGCGGCUUCCUUCUGGAUGGCUUUCAGGGGAAUCCAGAGACCCUGGAGACUAGACUGCACUUGCUGUCGUCAGUCACUGCAGAGCUGCCGGAGGACAAACCAAGGCUCAUCUGUGGUGUUAGUCAGCCAGAUGAGGUGCUCGAGUGUAUUGAAAGAGGAGUGGACUUAUUUGAGAGUUUUUUCCCUUAUCAAGUGACAGAGCGGGGAUGCGCCCUGACUUUCAGCUUUGAUUACCAGCCGAAUCCUGAAGAGACAUUAUUACAACAAGAUGGAACACAGGAAGAAAUAAAAUAUGUGGAUCAAACAAAGAAAAGUAAAACAACCAGUUGCAACCAAGAAAUGACAUCGUUUGAAAUUAAUCUGAAGGAAAAAAAGUACCAGGAGGACUUCAGUCCUCUCGUGAGAGGGUGUUCCUGUUAUUGCUGUAAGAACCACACUCGUGCGUACGUCCACCAUCUGCUGGUGACCAACGAGCUGUUGGCUGGUGUCCUGCUUAUGAUGCACAACUUUGAACACUACUUUGGAUUUUUCCACUCCAUCCGGGAAGCACUGAAAAGUGACAGACUGGCUCAGUUGAAAGAGCUCAUCCGCCAGCAAGCCUCCUGAGAUGUGGCACCCAGUCUGACUCUUCACGUCGAGCAUGCACCACAGUUGUGAUGUGGGAAGAAGAGAGCCAGAAGUGAUCGUAACUUUAAACUUUAAUCGCUUAUAUUUGAGAAUGAAGUCUGCUUAAAGUAGGAACAUCUGUACUGAGCUCUGCCCGCAUGAGGCUAAAGAGACUUCUUACAACUGAAAUGACCUAGAUUGAUCAGAAGAAACUGAAACAUGACCUUUCAUAUUUCUACACUCUUUUAGUCAAUUGAGAUUUGUUUAGUCAAAGAUAAGCUUUAGAUAUAAGAGGACAGCCUUGAAGUGGGGAUGAUGAAAAUCUGAGGGUUCACUAAAUUGAAUUGGAACUUGAAGGGAGAUGAUUGGUCGUAAGUUGUAUGACCUCUGUGGAUAUGUGCCUGCUGACCAAGAGGAAUCUAGCUGAUUCAAGAGUUUUCUUCAUUUUAAUCCUAAUAUUCUCAGGGGCCUCUUUUGGGUUCUUCUGCCUCCCAAGCUGUCCUGGCAGUGCAGUCAACCAGAAAUGACUCUUGUGACUUCACCAGGCUCACAUCUCCAUGGGAUGUGGAGCUCUCACGUUGCUCCAAUGACCAGUUGACACAGGGCACACUCUUCGUUUGACCACAUGGUCUUUCUGUGGCUUGCCUCCCUAAAGUCACCACAGUUGCCUAUGUGGAGCUGAAAGUGCAUUGCAGCUUUCAUCUGGUCAUACAGGUCCACUGUGGUCUGCCUUUCAGGCUCAUUCAUAGUCGAGCCACUUAAUAACUGAAGUUCCAUCACUUGGGGAGAUUCAGUCACCGUGUGUUCACUUGGAUGGAGCCCUGGCCUGGCUGUUAGGGGAUUGGGUUUAAGUUACUCAGCUGUGACACUUUGCAUAUAUCACUUAACCUCCCCAUUCCUGUUUCCUUCUGAAUAAUGGGGACAGGCAUUGUGAAGAGUACUAGAUGAAUGUCUAAGAUUCCAUCCAGCUCUUAAUAUUUGGGGAACAAGAAGUUUUAGAUUAGAACCAUAGCUUUACAUGUAUCUUUGUUUAUUGAUCACUGUUGGCUUGAUUUAAAAUACAGUGGUAUCAGGAGUUAGGUAACAGUAGAGAGACUAAAAAGAGGUUUGGCCCAUGGAUUUUAUUUAUUUAUUUAUUUUUUCCCAUUUAUUUUUAUUAGUUGGAGGCUAAUUACUUUACAACAUUGCAGUGGUUUUUGUCAUACAUUGAAAUGAAUUAGCCAUGGAUUUACAUGGCCCAUGGAUUUUAAAGUGGUUGGUAAAUUGGCAUCUGCAAGUCCUGAGGCUAGGAAGGCCUUCCCUGAUCACAUCUCCUAUGAAUUUUUUAUGCUCUUGUCAAAGGAAUGACAUUCGUGUUGAUGAUAUGACAGGUGAUUUUUAUUUAGAAGUGCUUUUCUAUGUUUGUCAACUUUCCUGUAAAAAUACACAUACGUGUGUGUUUCACACAUAGUUUUUAUAAAAACAACAGAACCAAAAAGAUGCCUUUGUUUUGUUUGUAGGGGUAUAAAAUAUUUGUUUUAUAUUCUUAUGCUGUAUUUUUCUCUUUGUUCAUUUUAGUGGGCAUUACUGAACAUUGUUUUUGAUUAUUAUGUGGUUACUAUAUUUUUAUAUGUUGCGCGACCAUCUAUAUGGUCUUCUUUUAUUAGUUUAAGAAUGUAUAUGAAUUCCAAAGUUCAUGAAUUUCAGAAUUCACAGAUACUUCCUGUAACCUCUCCUCCAAUGAAUGGCAAGGAUACUUACAAAAGACAGAAUUUCUGUUCUCAAGAAUCUUCUUGUUUUGAAAUAUAUUGGAUUGGACUUGUUCAUAUGUUUAUAGUCCUGUUCAAUGUCAAGCCCAUUGUUGGAGGAGUAUUAAUAAAUAUCCUAGAAUCCA
This is a messenger RNA of Odocoileus virginianus texanus, 3259 nucleotides long. It is a transcript of the gene QTRT2, whose product is annotated as queuine tRNA-ribosyltransferase accessory subunit 2. The record is from RefSeq and is a predicted model, not a curated record. NCBI's taxonomy places the organism in Eukaryota, Metazoa, Chordata, Mammalia, Artiodactyla, Cervidae. Gene Ontology annotation, molecular function: tRNA-guanosine(34) queuine transglycosylase activity.